AUGAAGAGAACGCAAUAUGCCUGCGAUCAGUGUAGAAAGUCAAAGAGGGGCUGCGACGCUCCGCCGUUGGAGAUCCCGGGAAAUAUGGACCCCCUCCGCGAUGGCAAGAUGAUUGUAGGCGAGAAGCCACCUCUAGCUCAAUCGUCGCCGUGUUCGUACUGCACAAAGACUCAUAAGAAAUGUACCAUGAACUGGGCGUGGACGCAGAUUCAGAUCUCUUAUGCUCUCGCUGCGGCUGCGCGGGGUGAACCAGGUAUUGAAUGCAUCGUCCCCUCGAGACGAGAUUCAACAUCUACACGACGAGAAUCGACAUCAACAGAAAAUACACGCGAUACGCCGAAUUCUAUUGUCCCGGAUGAUAACAACUUUGAUGUCCAAUCAGCAGCGCAAUCUUUUGUCUCGCAGUCUCUCCCUCCAGUGCCGGUCUUUUCAGAGAUCGACACCAGCCUAAACGUCCCCUCAUUUAUCGACAAUUCACUCGAUGCGCUACCAUUCGACUUUGUGCCUGAGCAAACAGAGCCUGUUGACGCUAAUUUCUACGGGAUUCAAUUCAAGGAUCUCACUGCACCCGAGGAACCGUUAAGCGAGCCCUGGGACUUCUGCAAAGACUCAACGAUCUCGCCUGAACUUCAAUUCGAUGUUGCAUCAAUGUCGCAGUUCCCUACCGUCAGUCCCACGGAACCUGCACAGUCUCUCAUCGCAGUUAGUCCGAACAACGACAAAGACUGGCGAAGACCGAAACGGCGUCGUGUGUCGACUACAUGGAGCGAUACGCAGAGUAGUUCGUUAUCGUCCUUCACUAUGGAUCAGUCGAUGAUGACAAGGUCCAACAACCUCAUGAUCUCGACGAAUCUGCUGCAGAUUUAUCACGAUGUCUUGGAGCAUAAUUUAUCGUGCUGGCUGAAUGAAGUGACGUGUCCGUUUGGUCGGCAGCAGAAGACUGUCUCUCAACCAGGGAAUCUUGCAGAAUGGGGAUCUUCAUGGACGAAUCGAGUUCUGCGACGCACAAUGAAUCUCGAUCGCGUGGCUCAAUCAACGCAAUUGGUUCAUUUGUCCCGGCAGCAAGACUCAGCGACUGCGAAAGCUCUUCAUCUGUGUAUCAUGGCGUUCGCGACACAAUGGGCUCAAAGUUCACGACGACACAGAGAACGAUAUCCCUCACUAGACGACAUCGCAGAAGAGAACCCACUAAACGAGUACAUGGACGAUUUUAAAGAAGAGUUUGAUCGCCACCUUCAACGAAACAUCUGGGAUCAAGCACGACGCGCUCUAGAUGACGUCGCAGACGUAGAGUCCUACCGCGUCGUCUGCGCAGAAAUGAUCUUCGGCCUCACGCAAAAACCUCUUGACCCCGAAGACACAGAGCACAGCGACGUCGACACAUCAGGUUGUUUCGAGGACGUAUACGACAUGCAAUCCGUCGCCGACGAAAUCGCCAGCAUAAUCGAAAAUGACGGCCCGCCCAUCUUCAUGGAGCGCGCGGCCCGCAAAAUGCACACUCUAAAAUACCGCUUCGACGCUGAGCGGAAAGGUCUCACCAAAGGCCGCAAGCGUGCCAAUCUCGUGGCGUCCAUGAGCAGCGAAGACGCAGGGACUGUGAGUUUGCUAUACUGGUUGACAGUGAUGUUUGACACGGUUAGUUCGACGAUGAGUGAGAGGCCGCUUGUUGUUGUGGAUGCGAACAGUCAGCAUGAUGAUGCGCGUGGGGACACGGAUUGGAACGUUCCGCUGUUUAUUCAGGAUAGUCUUGAGAAGCCGAGGCAGAAUGUCCACUGGCCUUGUUCGUAUGAAGAGGCUGCUGAGGCGGUUACGAGAUCUGCACCGGUCAAGGUGUUGAUGUUUCGCCAUGUAGCGUAUUUGCAGAAUUUAUUGAGGCAGGGGGAGUCUGGGGAGAAGGUUGAGGGGUUUAUUGAACGGUCUGCAAGGGUUUAUCGCUACUGGAACACGACAUAUGGCACGUUCUUUAGAGAACUUCUUCAAAACUACAACUCCAUCCCCGGCCGCAUCCAAAGCUGGUUCAUCUGCAUCUGCGCCCACUGGAAUCUCGGCGUCCUCCUCCUCGCCGAUCUAAUCCACCACAUCGACGAGCACGCCCUCGGCCUCCCCGCCCCGAGCCAAUCCCGCUCCAACUGCAAAUGGGUGAUGCGGAUCCGCGAGCGCAGCGCCCGAGAGCUAUCCGACCUAGCGCGCGUGACCGCCCCGGACAACAGGACCCCGAUCGUGCCCACGCUCUCAGAGUUUCACCACGCCAUCAACCAGUGCAUGAUCCUCACGGAGCCGUGGACGGUUAUCCUGAUACGCGCGUUUAGCAAGGCGGCGAAUUAUUGGAUGGCGGAGGUUAAUGAGUUGUUGCAGGUUGAUCGCGCGGGGGAAGAGUUGGAGGAGAGGUUGGGGAGGGGGGAGGAGUGUAUUAGGAUAUUGUGGAUUCUGGGGAAGAAGAGUGAUAUUGCGAGGAGGUGUGCUGAGACGUUGAGUAGGGCUAAGACGAGGUUGCCGAUUUGA
Messenger RNA from Fusarium proliferatum ET1, 2502 nucleotides. RefSeq lists its product as uncharacterized. The transcript has 3 exons. Gene Ontology annotation, biological process: regulation of DNA-templated transcription. Gene Ontology annotation, molecular function: DNA-binding transcription factor activity, RNA polymerase II-specific; zinc ion binding. The coding region runs from base 1 to 2502 and encodes 833 amino acids. Lineage: Eukaryota; Fungi; Ascomycota; Sordariomycetes; Hypocreales; Nectriaceae. The record is from RefSeq and is a predicted model, not a curated record.